Messenger RNA from Cryptomeria japonica (Japanese cedar), 603 nucleotides. RefSeq lists its product as uncharacterized. Lineage: Eukaryota; Viridiplantae; Streptophyta; Pinopsida; Cupressales; Cupressaceae. The record is from RefSeq and is a predicted model, not a curated record. Bases 1 to 603 code for a protein of 200 amino acids. The transcript has a single exon.
AUGGACUUUGCUUUUGGAAAGAAUGAUGUUGUAGAUGGAUGCCAUGAUGCAAAAAGGGCUUUAAAGUUCAUCCAGAAGGUCCAAGAAAUCCAUCAGGUAGUAGAAGCACAGUUGGAGCAGAGCCAAGCAAAAUACAAGGCUCACCAUGAUAAGCAUCGCAUCGAUCACCACUUCCAAGUUGGUGAUAGAUUUUGGUUACAUAUUAGCAAGGAAAGAAUGCAAGGUGAAGGAAGGAAGCUCAAGCCAAUCAGAUAUGGUCCUUUUGAGAUCCUUGAAAAGAUUGGUACAAAUGCCUUCCACCUUAAUCUUCCUCCAUACAUGCAUAUCUAUUCAGUCGUCAAUGUUGAGAAUUUGAAGUCGUAUGAACCUCCAAUGAUCUUGGAUGAAGACACUAACAUACAAGUUCCAUCAGUUGAUGAUCUCUCACCAGAGUACAUGUCCGAGUUGCCGAAAGAUGCAAUUCUCGAUAGGAAUAUCAGAUCUUCAAAAAGAGGUGCUAUUGAAUACCUUAAAGUGGGACGAAAAGGAAUGCAUCCUGGUAAGGCAAAAUGGAUGGAGAUUGGUAAAGUGAGGGAACUAUACCAUCACCUACUUUCUAAGUAA